Messenger RNA from Heteronotia binoei (common prickly gecko), 2833 nucleotides. It is a transcript of the gene KLF10, whose product is annotated as KLF transcription factor 10. Gene Ontology annotation, biological process: regulation of transcription by RNA polymerase II. Gene Ontology annotation, molecular function: DNA-binding transcription factor activity, RNA polymerase II-specific; RNA polymerase II cis-regulatory region sequence-specific DNA binding. The transcript has 4 exons. NCBI's taxonomy places the organism in Eukaryota, Metazoa, Chordata, Lepidosauria, Squamata, Gekkonidae. The coding region runs from base 235 to 1662 and encodes 475 amino acids. The record is from RefSeq and is a predicted model, not a curated record.
UCUCACACACCUUUGGCGGCGAUUGGCUGCGUCCCGCGCCCGCCUUCACCAACGCCGAGCUGGGGAGCCGCCACCUGAAUGGGGAGCUGCCCGCGAACAAAAAGAGAAAAAUAAAGGCAGCAUCCAGCAGAGAACGCCUGGGGCGGGGGGAGAAGGGGCUUGUCAACAGCUGCCGCUGCCUGCCAAAACCAGCCAGCCAGCCAGGGGGAGAAAAAUAAGUCUUCCAGCAAGGCCAUGCUAAAUUUCGGAGCUUCUCCUUUCCAGCUAGCUGAGGAAGGAAUGGAGCAGCACAUUAAAAGGUGUUCUUGGAACAAUACUACUGAAAAGAGUGAUUUUGAAGCAGUAGAAGCUCUGAUAUCCAUGAGCUGCAGUUGGAAAUCAGACUUCAAAAAGUAUGUUGAACUGAGACCAAUAACACCAGCCUCAGAUAUAUCUGAAGAAUUUGAGGAUCACCCGCAACCUGUCACCGACUUCAAUGCAAUAUCAGCCUUUUGUUUGACUCCACCCUACAGCCCUUCUGACCUUGAAAUGUCUCAAGCAAUCCAUUCAGCAGUACCAGCACCAUCUACUGUACAGAGCAAGUCAGUUACUGACAUGUCUGGUCAAGCUUCUCUGGUUGCUCUUAAAGAGACUGAAAGGGUCCCAGCAUCAAGAGAGCUGAAAGCCCAGGCAACAAGUGUUAUUCGCCACACUGCGGAUGCCCAGCUUUGUAAUCGCAGGACGUGUCCUGCAAGAACAGUCGGCAUUCAGAAUUAUCAGGAUAACACAAAGGAAGCAAGUCUACAGGAUAACAUGACAGCAAGAGAAGAUCCGUCUUGUGAAAAUGUGUCCCUGAAUACUACGCUUCCUGAAAAUGACAAGCUACUAGGCGUGCAAGAUCAGAGAAGUCCAAUGCUAACUGUUAACCCAGCACAUUUUGCACAGCCUUUACUUAGUAGUGGCCUGCCAAUCCAUGGAUCAGCACAACAGACUUCUUCACUGGUAGUCCCUACAUCUCCUAUGCAAGCUGGAGGAGUCCCUCCUAUGCCGUUAGUUUGUCAGAUGGUUCCUUUGCCUGCUAAUAACUCAGUUGUGACAGCGGUAGUUCCCAGCACCCCUUGCAGUCAGCUGCCAUCAAACCUUUGUUCGCCUAUGGUGUUCAUGGGAACCCAGGUUCCCAAAGGAGCUGUUAUGUUUGUUGUUCCCCAGACUGUUGUUCAGAAUCCAAAAGCUCCUGUGAUCAGUCCUAACGGCACCAGACUGUCUCCUAUUGCUCCUGCUCCAGGUUUUACUCCUGUUGCAACAAAGAUCACUCCAGCCAUUGAUUCUCUGAGAAUAAGAAGUCAUGUUUGUAACUACCCUGGGUGCGGAAAAACUUAUUUCAAGAGUUCCCAUUUGAAAGCCCAUGUGAGAACGCACACAGGAGAGAAACCAUUCAGUUGUAGUUGGAAAGGCUGCGAGAGGAGGUUUGCACGUUCUGAUGAACUGUCUCGCCAUCGUAGAACACACACGGGUGAGAAAAAAUUCGCCUGCCCUAUGUGCAACCGUCGGUUCAUGAGGAGUGACCACUUAACAAAACAUGCACGUCGCCACUUAUCGGCCAAGAAGUUACCAAAUUGGCAAAUGGAAGUGAGCAAGUUAAACGAUAUUGUUGUACCACCUACUACUGCACCUGCACAGUGAAGUGUUGCCAUCUGAAGACACUGUCAAAUAACUGUUACUGUGGUUUGAGUGAUAUCAAACCAACUUACAAACAAAAGUCUGUGGUUCUAUAGUGUCAGCCUUUGAUGGCUGUUAGAACAAACAGCGAUGUGACUCUGAGGUCCCCUGAAAAAAACCAGCCACAUGGGACAGUAGGUUUCUCUUUUGUGGGGAAAGGAGAACUGUAAGUGUCAGUACAAGACUACUUGUACGCACUAUAGAUCAACCAGGUAUAAGCCAGAGCGAUGUGUAUGCAUUUAGGCUUAAAACCAGAGAGGAAUAACAGUCUGGUAUAGAACCAGAUGAUGUUCAGUUAUACCAAAGUGCUGUAACUUUUAGACAGCAGAUAAUAUUUGAUUCAUUCUCCUUUGCUGCAAGGCCCAGUCAUCAGACUGGUAGAACUCUGGUUGUCAGAAACCCCCUUGUGAUUAGGCCUGUUUAUCUCCAUCACUUAGCAUAUCAAGUAUAGUUAAUUAUAUGAACUUAAAACAUUAGGCAUAUAAUUGAUUCAGGAUAUUACAAGGAUGGGAAGGAGGGGUGAAAACACUCAAAGUGGAUCCAUUUUGUUAUGUUAAUCAUCCAAGUCUAAUAGUAUUUUGCUAUUCCUUUUGAAAGCAUCAUGAUUAGUACUAUUAGCUGUACUACAGCAUCUUCUAAUACAACCGCUUUUACAUUGCUUAUGGUUUCAUUUAUACUGUGACAUUCUAUCUAUAUCACUGAAUUUUGAAAAUCUUGAUACAGUGCACUUUGUUAAAAAUGUAAUCUUAAGAGCAAACUGAGGCUGUUUUGGCGAUGAAGGACAAGAGCAGUAUUCUAUGCUACUUUCUGAAACUAUUACUCUGGAAGAUACACUUCUGUUGUAAGGUAAAUGACCUUUAUAUGUUGAAGGCAUUAUGUUGUGUUAAAUCAGAAAAUGAGGGGUUAUGUGAGAGAAACUAAAGGGUGUAAAGACACAAAUUAGUACACCAUGAUUAUUAAACCAUUUUUCUUGGUGAUAUUUCAGUUCCAUCUUGUACACUACUGGUGAAGAAUAAACUUGCUGGAGAGUGGUGUAAUAUCUAUUUUGUGACUACUUUAAAAUUUUGCACAAUAUUUCUUAUAUUGUACUUUAUACCUUGUUUACAAUAAAAAUCCAGUUUUGUUUAAUACAAAA